Messenger RNA from Blastomyces dermatitidis ER-3, 201 nucleotides. RefSeq lists its product as uncharacterized. The transcript is spliced from 2 exons. NCBI's taxonomy places the organism in Eukaryota, Fungi, Ascomycota, Eurotiomycetes, Onygenales, Ajellomycetaceae. The annotation marks the transcript as partial. The record is from RefSeq and is a predicted model, not a curated record.
GACAAGAAGGUAUCAGACUUCAUCAAUCUUGAUAAACCUGAUAUCUUCUCUGAACUAGAAGAACCUCUGGAACCUGAGUGUCUAGAAGAAGCCACCGCGGAGGUCAAGAUAGUAUAUGACAUUCAGGUCACUGCAUGGAAAAUCAAAUAUAUGAAAUAUGAGAAUUUGAAUGAAGACUAUCAAGAUGAUGUGAGAAUCUGA